GUAAACUGACUGCAUUUUACAGAUCACAUGACUGCACGACUGAACAAGUUCUUUGUUAACUGCAAAGUCAAUCAGCCUGCUGCCUGCAGGCAUUGUGGGCUGUCUUCCGUGCACUCUUACACAAGCUACCUUUGACUUUUUGGAGUACUCCUACAGAGGAUAUCACGCCGAGUGGACCAAGAUGAAGAACAUUUCCCUGCUUCUGUUGGUUGCAUUAACAGCCCUCGCGGAGUCUCAACAAGACAUCAGCCGUGCCAAGCGGGAGCUUUUGGUGCGUUCCAAAAGAAGGUGGGUUUUGUCUACAAUUGAAAUUGUAGAGGAAGAUAAAGGGCCAUUCCCCAAAAAAAUUACAACGAUGUAUAAUGACAAGACAAAUGAGGAGGGGCAAAUCUACCAGAUCCACGUAACGAGUGACACCGACUCGUCGGUGUUCUCAAUCAAUGAAAACACCGGAGACGUCUUUGUCCACAGAGCUAUCGACAGAGAGACAACUGAUUUCUUCAAAAUCUCGUUUGAUAUAUUAAGCAAAGCGUCGCACACUGCAAUAGACGAGAAACUAGCUUUUGAUGUACAAGUAAAGGAUAUCAAUGACAACGCGCCAACAUUUUUCGACCUUCCUACGAAUGUGGAUGUGAAGGAAAACUCUGAAGAGGGGUUCUUGCCAGUGCAGCUGAAGGCCUCGGACAGAGAUCAGACGAACACACCUAACUCAAAAAUCACCAUCAGAUUGGUCAAACAGACCCCAGCCGAGCCCAAGAUUGGUUUGGAGGUGAUUAGUGACGGAAUGGCCCAGCUCACCUUUACGGGAUGUUUUGACUACGAUAAAGAAAAGACAUAUAAAGUUACUGUUGAAGCAAAAGAUCAUGGAAACCCGCCCCUUUCCUCUACUGCUGUUGUUACUCUCAAUGUUGUUGACUCAAACACUCAUCCACCGACAUUCAAGGAGAAAAAGUACCAAGGUAAAGUGUUAGAAUCAACCAUCAAGGACGAUAUUUUGAGAAUUAUGGUGGACGACAAAGACACGCCUAAAACUCCAGGCUGGCGUGCCAAAUACUUCUUCAUUGAAGGGAAUCAGGAAGGGAACUACAAAAUUGAAACUGACCCCGCAACUAAUGAGGGCAUUCUGAGCGUCAUCAAGGCCAAGGAUUACGAGACGACAACUAAUACUACCCUGGUGGUUGGAGUAGAGAAUGAGGAACCUUUAUUUGUUUGUAAAUCUAAAUCACCUGGUCAUGCCCGCCCACCUCCAGAUAGAGCAAACAUCACAAUUAAAGUGAUAGAUGUCAAUGACCCACCUUACUAUGAGAAAGCUUCAGUUGAUGUGUACCAGAAAGAAGAGGAGGCGCCGGGAAAGGUGCUGUUCACGCCAAAAGUGAAAGAUGAUGACUCCACCGAAAUCAGGCAUAUCAUCAUAAAAGAUCCAGCUGGCUGGGUGACCAUUGAUGAGAAAACAGGAAAAAUCACAACAACUAAGAAGAUGGACAGAGAGUCACCUUUUGUUGAUGACAAAGGCAUUUACAAAAUAAUCAUCGGUGCUGUAGAUAAUGGUGAGCCUCCAGCCACAGGUACAUGCACUGUCCUGGUCCACCUCGGGGAUAUCAAUGACAAUGUGCCCAAGCUGGUCAGUAAUAGGGUCAUUAUGUGUGGAAACAAGGACAACAAGGUCAUGGUGUCUGCCAACGACACAGACGCCAAUCCUUUCAGUGCACCCUUCACCUUUUCCCUGGGGGGUGAUGACAAAACUCUGACGCAGCGAUGGAAACUAGACCCUUCCUUUGGUAAGGAAGGUGGGCUGGUUAGCCUGACGACCCUUGCUUAUGGUAACUACUCAGUGCCCCUGGAGAUUAAAGACCAACAGAGCUCGACUGGACGUGAAAUUUUGAACGUGGUAGUGUGUGACUGCGGAGAGGCAGAUGUUUGUCGUAGAAAAGUGCCGUCUUCAUCCAGCCUUGGGCCAGCUGGCAUCGGACUGCUCUUUCUAGGACUCCUAUUGUUUUUGUUACUGCUCCUCCUCUUUAUCUGUCAGUGUGGAGAUAAGACGAAGCACAUGCCCAUGGUGGAGGAUGAGGGCAAACAGACCCUCAUCAAGUACAACCAAGAAGCAGGGGGCUCCGCAUGCAAGGCUGAGCCCACUCUGCUUUUGACAAACAGAAACAGUGUGGCUGUGACAGAUGGCCUGAAAACUGGCAGCAUGCAGAUGUCUCAGGCUGCUCAAGGAAUGGCCCUGGACAGGUUUACGUACAACACCUACGGGCUCACUGCCCAAAAGAACAAUACCAUGACGUCAAUGGGCAUGCAGGCUCACAGACACACUCUCAGAAGCCAGGGAGGAGGGCAGACCAUGUACUCUACAUGGGCAAACAGGUCAAACACCUACCAGGGAGGCUCAUCAAGAUAUAAACGCUCUCUCAGCCAAGUGUCAAAUCACCAGAUCACAGAUCAGAUCGCCAGGAGAGUGCACACGAUUGAUGUGGACCACCCAGUGUACGUGCCCUACGAGUAUGUCUACGAGGGACAGGGCAGCCAAUGCCAGUCUCUGGAAACCCUGUCACACAGCAGCGAGCCGGGAGAUGAUUUGAUGUUUCUAAAUAAUUUGGAUCCAAAGUUCAAGACCUUGGCAGGCAUCUGUCACCAGACACUUCAAGAAAAGAACAUCCAGAUCUAAAAAGCACCACUGGACUGGGAUUUUUUCAUCAAGCAAGUUGCUAUUCGGUCCGAGGUUGACAUUGUGAUUUUGGACGGAUUUGACUGAAUCUUUGAAGAAAAGAUAUAUGACAAUGGUUGGAUUACAUCUCACAUAUUCGUUUAUUGCAUGUUGGCAUCCCCACGGAACAAGGAUUCAUAGCUUUUGAGGUUUAAGGUUUGGGGUUUGUGGACGAUUUUGCUUGCUUGAAGAUUGGGGCACUGCACAAACUGCCUCUGGUGCUCUGGUGAUUUUGAAAUGUUACGUUUGACAGUGACUGGGUGUGUUUUUUUUACUUUGAUAUUUUAAGAGCGAUUGCUGCCAAAUCGCAGUGAGUGCUUUCAGCAGCCCAUCCUUUCUAGCGCUUUGUCAGAUCUCUGCAGAGUAAAUCCAGACAGCGCGCUAAAAUCUGAGUUUUCUCUUGACUAAAACAACUUUUGAACAUAAACACGUUUUUAAACUGCAUGUUCAUCUGUGGUAUAUAAGUUGUUUUAUUUCUGACAGUUACCACCAACAUAUCCUGUGCCGAAAUUUGACUGGUUAAAAUUAUUGCAGUUCGACAGUACUGGGACAAUGGUAUUUUUUAUAAUAAACAGAGAUACCAUACCUGUUUGAGUCCUGCUGUUUAUGAUUUGGUGAUACAGUGUUGGGGUAUUAAUAAUCUUGCAACAGUACAUAGUUCCUUUCUUGCUUUGUUUCUUGUGUGCAUUUUUGAAUCUGCACUCUUAAACGUGCAUUCUUUCAGAAAACAUUGACAUAGAAGUAUAACAAAAUGAUACCAAACAAUAUACUUUAACAGAUGGACAAGAUAAUUGUUUUGGGCAUUUUAGGCCUUUAUUAUAUGGGACAGCUGAAGGUGUGAAAGGGGGAAUAGCAUGCCGCUGCAACUAGUGCUGAGCCUUUGUACAUACAUGUUUAGUUGCUUGUAUAACUUAAUCCUUUACAUUUCCACGCUAGGCAAGGCAAGGCAAGGCAGCUUUAUUUGUAUAGCACAUUUCAGCAACAGGGCAAUUCAAAGUGCUUUACACGAAAUCAGUUAAACAGAUAAAACACAAGUACAAACAGUUAAAAAUCAUAAGCAUUAAAAACUAAUAAAACACAUGAAUAGAGAGUUAAAAACAGAUAAAGAGAUAAGCGCUAGAUAAAGAGGUUGUCAUGCAGCGUGUCAGAAGGGUACAGAGUUUAGUCAGGUUGACUUGGGUUGAUGUUUUCUUACCCUGCCUUUCAUACCAGUGACAAUCCUACCUAAUAUUGUGUAAUGUACAAUUUCUGAAACUACAUGACCACACAUGGUUGGCUCUGUAAGCUGUUGCUAAAAGUUACAGUGUUCACCCUUCAGUCUGUCAACAGAUGUGGCAGAACGUGUUUUUUGAUAAAUCCAUGUACUGUAGAGACUGUAAAUGCAGUUUAGGUGUGUUGUUCAAAUGUUCAAUGUUCAAAUUUGACACUCUGACGUUGGUUCAUUUGCAUGCAUAACCCAGAAAACCAACAGGUUGCAGUACAGGAUAUGGCUAUGUUCACACUUUGCAUCUUUUUUUAAACUACUAGCGUCUGCUUUACAUUAUAAUCCUGUGGUGUAA
Etheostoma spectabile (orangethroat darter) is the source of this 4263-nucleotide messenger RNA. It is a transcript of the gene cdh26.1, whose product is annotated as cadherin 26, tandem duplicate 1. The record is from RefSeq and is a predicted model, not a curated record. Gene Ontology annotation, molecular function: beta-catenin binding; cadherin binding; calcium ion binding. NCBI's taxonomy places the organism in Eukaryota, Metazoa, Chordata, Actinopteri, Perciformes, Percidae. Gene Ontology annotation, biological process: cell migration; calcium-dependent cell-cell adhesion; multicellular organism development. The transcript is spliced from 19 exons. Bases 182 to 2665 code for a protein of 827 amino acids. Gene Ontology annotation, cellular component: adherens junction; catenin complex; plasma membrane.